AUGCCGGGACUCCUCUCUCUCGUUUCCAGCAGUCUCCUCGUCGUCCAGGCCCUUCUAGCGGCUCAUGGCACCCACGCCCAAUCUGGCUCCUUAGACGCAGCCAAUCCUAUCGUUCCUUUUGUCGACUAUCCUGGUAUGGCAGCGGCGUCGGCUCAAGCGGUUGGCAAGCCCCUUGCCCAUGGCCAGCGCGUCCCCAAGUGCAAGAGCAUCAAGAAGCGCAUCGAAUGGCGCAAGCUGACCUAUGGUCAGAAGAAGGACUACAUGCAGUCUCUCAAGUGUCUCCAGAAGAAGCCAGACUUUGGCAUUUCUCCACAGUACCCAAAUCUCUACGAUGCAUUCGUAUGGGUCCACACGACGAAUUGGACCGACUACCAUCUGAACGCCUGGUUCAUGCCUUGGCAUAGAUGGUUCGUAUGGAUUCAUUCCGAAGCAAUGGAGAAAGUUUGCGGUUACCAUGGGCCAGUUCCCUACUGGAACUAUACCGCCGACUACAAGAACCUCUUGGAGUCGCCGAUCUUCUCCAGCGAUCCAAACAUUGGCUUCGGCUCGCAUGGCCGCACUGCCGUCAACGUUUCGGGUCUUGUCGGCUACAAAGUUGAUAACGGAGCCUUUGCCAACAUGAAGCUCAACAUCCCUGUGAACCAUUAUCUUACUCGGAAUUUCUCGGCAUGGAAAACUCUCGACCCAACUAGGCAGUACGGUAUCGCUCUCGGUGAAUCAUUUUCUCCGGCUGCUGUCACAAGGGCGUUGUCUGCCGACAAGUUUUCCGAUCUUGAAGCGAUAAUCGAAGGCUUCGAUAACCCACUGCACUUUGGAAUCCAUAAUUCACCUCAUUUCUUCAGCAUGGGAGACUGGACCGGACCUGGCUGGAUGAAUAAUACUCAGUGGUUCCCUCAAAUCGCUGUUGCUCCCAAUGAUCCAAUCUUUUGGAUUCAUCACGCGUAUGUGGAUCAAGUGUUCUGGUCGUGGCAGCAAAAGCCCGGCAAGCAAUGGCUUUUCAACGGAAACUUCCCGUGGUUCGAUCCAACGGACAACAGUGCGAAAGCAACGGAUAUUCUGCCUUUCUACGGACUGGGGCCCAAUCCGCCGGUUAACCUUACGCUCAAGACGGAAAAUUGGCCAAUGUGCUACACAUACUAG
Messenger RNA from Serendipita indica DSM 11827, 1140 nucleotides. The record is from the annotation of a GenBank genome assembly. NCBI's taxonomy places the organism in Eukaryota, Fungi, Basidiomycota, Agaricomycetes, Sebacinales, Serendipitaceae.